This is a messenger RNA of Cyprinus carpio (common carp), 3148 nucleotides long. Its product is annotated as O-phosphoseryl-tRNA(Sec) selenium transferase. The record is from RefSeq and is a predicted model, not a curated record. Gene Ontology annotation, molecular function: tRNA binding; O-phosphoseryl-tRNA(Sec) selenium transferase activity. The transcript is spliced from 11 exons. Lineage: Eukaryota; Metazoa; Chordata; Actinopteri; Cypriniformes; Cyprinidae. Bases 244 to 1503 code for a protein of 419 amino acids. Gene Ontology annotation, biological process: conversion of seryl-tRNAsec to selenocys-tRNAsec; selenocysteine incorporation.
CAAUGAUUUAUUGAACGUCGAGUGACAUGUCUUGGGUAUCUUUGCUUUUACUUUGAAAUUACGACGUGAACAAAAGGAGGAGUCUAAACCCGGAAGUAAACAGUACAGUCAGAAGCGGAUCGAUCUGAAAAUCGUGCCGACUCGGAGAUGUUAGAAAAUGUUUAACUUCACCUCUGCUUCUCCGUGGACACAUCAGUGGAGCCACUGUUUUUAGACACACAUACAUAAACUCGGAGAACCGAGAUGAACAGCGAGCUCUUCCGUCUGAGCGAGAGGCUCGUGUCCUCCUCCUCGUAUGUGCGGCAGGGCCUGCAAGCUCGGCGCGGGCACGAGCAGCUCAUCAGACUGCUUCUGCAGCAGGGCAAAUGUCCAGAGGAGGGGUGGAGCGAGAGCACCGUCGAGCUCUUUCUGAACGAGCUGGCAGUCAUGGACAGUAAUAACUUCUUGGGGAACUGUGGUGUGGGCGAGCGAGAGGGCCAGGUCGCCUCAGGCCUGGUGGCCAGGAGACAUUACAGACUGAUUCAUGGCAUCGGCCGCUCGGGGGACAUUGCUGCUGUUCAGCCCAAAGCUGCCGGGUCAAGCCUCCUGAAUAAAAUCACUAACUCAGUCGUGCUGGACGUGCUCAGAUUUACAGGUGUUAGGAGCGUGUCCUCGUGUUUCGUGCUCCCUAUGGCCACAGGAAUGAGUCUGACGCUGUGUUUCCUCACACUGAGACACAGGAGGCCAGGAGCGCGAUAUAUUCUCUGGCCUCGCAUCGACCAGAAGUCCUGCUUCAAAUCCAUGCUGACGGCUGGCUUUGAGCCUGUGGUGAUCGAGAAUGUGCUGGAAGGAGAUGAGCUGAGGACAAACCUGGAGGAAGUGGAGAGGAAGAUCGAGGAGCUGGGAGCCGAGAACAUCCUGUGUGUCCAUUCCACCACUUCCUGUUUCGCUCCACGUGUCCCUGACAGGCUCGAGGAGCUUGCUGUUCUGUGUGCAAAGCAUGAUAUUCCUCAUAUAGUCAAUAAUGCUUAUGGAAUGCAGUCAUCCAAAUGUAUGCACCUUAUUCAGCAGGGGGCUCGCGUUGGGAGAAUCGAUGCCUUUGUCCAAAGUCUUGAUAAAAACUUCAUGGUCCCGGUCGGCGGUGCCAUCAUCGCAGGCUUUGAUGAGAACUUCAUUAAGGAUAUCAGUAGGAUGUAUCCAGGUCGCGCUUCUGCGUCCCCGUCUCUAGACGUCCUCAUUACGCUGCUCACACUGGGAGCCAACGGCUACAAGAAACUCUUGGCUGAGAGAAAGGAGAUGUAUGGCCACCUGGCGCAGGAGCUGAGCGCUCUAGCCGAGAGACACGGAGAGAGACUGCUGCAUACGCCACACAAUCCAAUAUCACUGGCGAUGUCUCUGACGUGUCUCCAGACACACAGCACCGCAGCAGUCACGCAGCUGAGCUCCAUGCUCUUCACCAGACAGGUGUCUGGAGCCAGAAGAAGAGACAUUGUGUUUAGAGAAGAAACAUGCUCCACUCUUUGACAACCAGAAGGUAACUACAUACUUAAUUUUGUCUCUUGUGAUAUAAUACAUAGCCUAACUAACCUAACUUUUUGUUUACAUUUUGUUAUACAGUUUAUACAGAAAAGUGCUUGUUAUCCUUUAAUAAACGACAGCUUACAAUGUACUUCCUGUAUACUUUAUACUCGAUGACUGAUUGAAUAUGUUACAUCCCAAAGCAACAUUUUCUCUUCUCUUACAGUAAUAGUUCAGCCAAAAAUGAAUAUUUGCUGACAAUGUACCCCCAGGUCAUCAAAGAUGUAGAUGAGUUUGCUUCUUUAUCAAAAUAGAUUUGGAGAAAUGUAGCAUUACAUCAGUUGGUUCCUCUGCAAUGAAUGGGUGCCGUCAGAAUGAGAAUCCAAACAGCUAAAAACAUCACAAUAUUCACAAUAAUAUUAUCAAUAAAAAGCCUGGAUGGACUCCAGUCCAUCAAUUAACAUCUCAUGAAGGCAGAAGUAAAAUCAGUGGAGUUUUUUCAGUGGAGGAAGCAAUAUUACAGAUAGAGGAGUUAUACAGAUUGAAAUUUAAACAUCUUAAUGAUGGAUUUGUUUAAUGCAAAUACCCAGCUUUUGGAUUUUGGUGUGGAUUGUUUGUGGAUUGUUGUGAUGUUUUUAUCAGCUGUUUAGACUCUCAUUCUGACGGCACCCAUUCACUGCAGAGCAUCCACUGCUGAGCAAGUGAUGUAAUGCUACAUUUAUCCAAAUCUCUUCCCAUGAAGAAACUCAGCAAAAAUCAGCAAAUUUUCAUUUUUGACUGAAUUAUUCCUUUAAUAUCUUCUGCUGGACACUAGUUGACCUGCUGUAAUAUUAAUGAAACCUUCUUUCUGCUGUCCACUUUCAUUAUUUAAAUGGGAGUCAUUCUCAUUCUCAAGGGUUUAUACUGUAGCAUUAUCCUCUCCACCUCCUUUUAGUCUGUCACAGACUAUGGACUCUAUCUGCAGUGAAUAAAUAUGACAGGAGAAUUUACGACUGAGCUAAGUGUCUGCAGUGAAUUUAGAAAGAGCAGUGUAAAACUCUGAACUCUGCUGGAAAAAACCACUGUCUGUAUCUGCAUAAUAGAGAGACUCUAUUUGUCCUUUAAUUAUCUUUUAGAGGACCAGUUUAAUUUAUCAUAAUUGGCUAGAAAUGAAUCACUAUAGUGGUAAUAUUAGUAUGGCAUAAUUAAUGGAGAACAUUGUUUUUAUUGUCCAACUGACAUACCCUUAGAUAAAGUACAUCUAAAUUUGGUUUGUAUACUGGAUUUGCUGUGCAUUCAUCAAAAGUCUGCUGUAUUAUUUUAAAGUAAAAAAAAUACAUUAUUACAAAGUGCACUUUUUAAAAGUGUGCUUAAGUGUGUUAAACUUGGUCACUUAAGUUAAUAUUAUAUUUUCUGCAAGUAGUUUUUUUUUAUCUAAUUUUAAGAUUUGAAGUACGUUGUAAGUGCACAUUCAGUACAAUUAAGCGCACUUCUUUUUCACAAGACUUGUUCAUUGGUGUAAUAUUUCACUGCAGGGUCAUCCCGCUGGGUUUGGAGCAGACCGUGAGCGGACACACGUUUCGUGGCUUCAUGUCGCACACAGAUGCCUAUCCGUGUCCGUACCUUAACGCAGCUUCUGCUAUUGGAAUAACCAGAGAUGAUAUAACACUGU